CUGGGUUUUCGCGGAUUAGUACAGCAUUUGGAGCCACGUUACACCCUUCCAAGCCGCCGCUUCUUCUCUGAUGUUUCCCUCCCUGCUUUGUAUGAGUCAGUCGCCACACACAUUCAUAAUUUGAUCGACAAAAAUGGACUACACAUAAGUUUCACCACGGACAUCUGGACAUCUGAUGUUAGUCCGGUGAGUAUGCUUAGUUUAACGGCUCAGUGGUUGGAUGAACAUUUUAACAUGCAGAAAGUUCUGCUGCACGCACAGGAGUGCUCCGGAUCGCAUACCGGGGCAAUGAUAUGCGAAGCUUUUGAAGCAAUGUUAGAACGGUGGAGUAUAACAAAAGACAGAGUGCAUGUUGUCCUUCGGGAUAAUGCACGCAAUAUCAUCAAGGCCAUGCAGGACUGUGAGCUUGCAAGCUUGGGCUGUAUGGCACACACCUUACAGCUCGCGGUAAACGAGGCUGUGCUGAGCCAGAGAAGCAUAACAGACUGUAUUUCGAUCUGCAGAAAGAUGGUAGGCCACUUCAAACAUUCACAAGUUGCCACCUCCCGUCUGCAAGACUUGCAAAAACAACUGGGCAUGAAAGAGACGAGGCUUCAACAAGACGUGCCCACCAGAUGGAACAGCACGUUCUAUAUGCUGAGAAGUUUGUUGGAUCAGAGGCGAGCCCUUGCAGCAUAUGCGGUAGAUUUUCAAUUACCUGCUUUUUUGAGCAUACAACAAUGGACAUUAAUUGAAAACAUGAUGACCAUUCUUGACCCAUGUGAACAGCUGACAAGAGACAUCAGCUCAUCUACAGCCACAGUAGCUGAUGUGAUCCCCUCCAUUGUAGCAUUAAAACGUCUGUUAAACAAGACCGUUGCAACAGAUCAUGGAGUUAAAACUUCAAAGACCACUCUACUGCAAGCCAUAGAACAGCGAUUCAGUCAUAUCUAUGGAGAGCCCCUGUUUUAUCUUGCUACAAUCUUGGACCCCAGGUAUAAGGACUGCUAUUUUGACCAACCAAUGAAAAGAGAAGUAACAGAAAAAUUGCAGACCAUGAUGAGCUGUGCAUCAGAGAAUGCGGAUGAACCAAAAGUUAAAAAGACCAAGACAGAUGGUGGCAAUGUUUCCUUGCUAGCAAUGUAUGAAGAAAUCCUUCAAGAAAACUAUGAUGUCACGAAAGAGAUGACCCAAAGCCGAACAGAGGGGCAGAUAAACGUGUACCUCUCGGAGCCCCCAAUUCCUAGAUCAGAGAGCCCCUUGGAAUACUGGAAACGCAACAAAUCCCAGUUCCCAGACCUUGCUUCACUUGCAAGGAAAUACCUGUCAGCCCCUUGCACCAGCAUUGACAGUGAACGCUUAUUUUCUGCUGCUGCAAAUGUUAUGGAUGAAAAAAGAAACCGAAUUGGAUGUGAGAAGGCAGAGAUGCUUUUGUUUAUCAAAAAAAAUCUGCCACUAAUGCCUAAUGUAACAAAUAGAAAAGAUGAUGGACAUUAA
Messenger RNA from Paramisgurnus dabryanus, 1476 nucleotides. RefSeq names its product zinc finger BED domain-containing protein 4-like. The record is from RefSeq and is a predicted model, not a curated record. Gene Ontology annotation, molecular function: protein dimerization activity. Lineage: Eukaryota; Metazoa; Chordata; Actinopteri; Cypriniformes; Cobitidae.